Molecule: messenger RNA, 1253 nt
Organism: Sinocyclocheilus grahami
Lineage: Eukaryota; Metazoa; Chordata; Actinopteri; Cypriniformes; Cyprinidae
Product: basement membrane-specific heparan sulfate proteoglycan core protein-like
Exons: 10
Cellular component (GO): neuron projection
Source: RefSeq, a predicted model, not a curated record
GAUCGAGAACCUUGAGCAAAGCAAUGAGGGAAUCUACACCUGCAGAGCUACAAGUCUGUUUGGACAGGCUCAGGACAGUGGCAAACUCACCAUUCAAGCUCUACCCAAAGUGAUGAUCAACGUGCGCACAUCAGUACAGACGGUGAUGGUGGGCAACUCAGUGGAGUUUGAGUGUCAUGCGAUCGGUGAUCCUGAGCCCACGGUGCGCUGGAGUAAAAUGGGAGUCUCUCUUCCAGAUCAUGUGGAAAUAAGGGGGAACAUCCUGAGGAUAGAUCAUGUGGUCGAAUCAGAUUCAGGACAGUACCGCUGCACCGCCACUAAUAAUGUUGGCUCGGAGUAUAACCAGGUGGUCCUUAAUAUCCAGUCCUUGCCUCAGAUUUCUGCACAGCCUGAGUCAAAGGAAGUAACAGUUGGCUCUGAUGCGGUCUUGCCUUGCAUUGCGUCUGGAUACCCAGUCCCAACCAUCACAUGGUCAAAGGUGGAGAAUGAGUUACCCCCUAAGUGCAGACAAGAUGGACAUGUCCUGACAGUCCCUGGUGUCACACACUCAGAUGCAGGAACGUAUGCAUGUACAGCUGCUAAUAAGCAAGGGAAAGUUGAGGCCUUCACCAGACUCGUUGUUCAUGAGAGAGUGAUGCCCUAUUUUACCCAGGAACCACUCUCGUACCUCACACUCCCCACUAUCAAAAACCCCUACAAAGCAUUCAGCAUCAAAAUUACCUUCAGGCCGGACAUUGUUGAUGGGCUCAUUUUGUAUGCCGGUAUGAUUCUUUAUAAUGGACAAAGGAAGACCACCGGUGCUGAUUUCAUAUCUUUUGGGUUGGUGGGUGGCCGUCCUGAAUUCAGGUUUGAUGUGGGCUCUGGUAUGGCAACUAUUCGUCACCCUACUCCCAUUAAACUGGGCGAGUUUCACACAGUGAAGCUCUAUAGGAAUCAGACUCAGGGCUCUCUUGUUGUGGAUGGAGAAGCUCCUAUAAAUGGGACCUCACAGGGAAAAUUCAAGGGCCUGGAUCUGAAUGAGGAGCUUUUUGUGGGCGGUUAUCCGAACUACAGCAUGCUUGCUAAAACUUCUCAUAUUGCAUAUCCUCCUCUUACUAAUAUUCAUUACGACCUCCGGAUUGAGAUGGAGUUCAAGCCCAUGAAUUCUGAUGGGCUGAUGUUCUUCAGCGGUGGCAAAAAGAUGAAAGUAGAGGACUUUGUGACGUUAUCCAUGGUGGACGGACAUGUUGAGUUCCGAUAUGAACUUGGUACAG